Melopsittacus undulatus (budgerigar) is the source of this 454-nucleotide messenger RNA. RefSeq names its product ubiquinol-cytochrome c reductase, complex III subunit X (gene UQCR10). The coding region runs from base 41 to 229 and encodes 62 amino acids. Lineage: Eukaryota; Metazoa; Chordata; Aves; Psittaciformes; Psittaculidae. Gene Ontology annotation, biological process: mitochondrial electron transport, ubiquinol to cytochrome c. The record is from RefSeq and is a predicted model, not a curated record. The transcript is spliced from 2 exons.
CCCGCGGCAGCAGGGCGCGCCUGCGCAGAGCGCGGUGAAGAUGGCGCUGCUGCGGCAGGCGUACAGCUCGCUGUUCCGCCGCACCUCCACCUUCGCCCUCACCAUCGUCCUUGGUGCCGUUCUCUUCGAGCGCGUCUUCGACCAGGGCGCGGACGCCCUCUUCGAGCACCUCAACGAGGGGAAACUGUGGAAACACAUCAAGCACAAGUAUGAGCAAAGUGAAGACUGACAUGCUCAGCAGCAGGAGCCAGCCCCGGGUGGCUGAAGACACUGCAGAGAAGGAUUUGUCCUCCUGAAACUGGUUGUCUCAAAAUGGAAACGGGUUCCUGUCUGAACAACUCCGAGCCAGAUUGUAUCAGCCACCUUCUGAUAUGAUGUAGAGCAAGAUGGACUCAAGGAGUUCUGCUGCUGUCCUCAAAGUUACUGUGUUCAAAUAAAACAUUCUUGGUCCACA